UGAAUAGUUUUUUGGACAUUCUAAUAGACCUGAUACAUUUCUAAGAGAUAUCUUGUCACCAAGUUUGAAUUACUUGGAGAAUUCCAACUAUGUUCAUUCUUGUUUCUGCUCCCUUUAUUUGGUUAUUGAAAGUUGCACGGUGACUCUUUUAAUUGUUCCUUGAUGUUUGUUAUGAUACAAGUCCAUUUAAUAAAAUGGGAUUCAGACAAGCCUGGAAAAUUCUCUUGAUCUCUAUUAUUUCUUGUUAUAUCAUUCAAACAUAUUACUGUAAUGCAUCAGACACCAUUCAGAAAUCCUGGAAACUUUUAGUAGGGGAAACAUUAACAUCUGCUGGUCAAGUUUUUGAAUUUGGAUUCUUUAUUCCAGCCAAUUCCGAUAAAAGGUACCUGGGGAUAUGGUUUAAAAAUAUCCCUCCUAUUAAAGUUGUGUGGGUUGCAAACAGAGAAAGUCCACUUAAAGUUUCUGAUUCCACUGUGAGUCUAUCAAUUAGCGAAUAUGGAAACUUGGUGCUUCUUAAUGGUACACAGAAUGUUAUCUGGUCAAGCAAUGUGUCUGUCCCUACUAAUAACACAGUUGCAGUUGUUCUCCUGGACAGUGGGAAUUUGGUGCUUAAAGAUAAUGUCUCGGGACAAUCCUUCUGGGAGAGUUUCGAUUAUCCUUGUGAUACUUUCUUGCCAGGAAUGAAAAUAGGUUUUAACAGUAUAACCAGGGAGAAAUGGCUCUUGUCUUCUUGGCAGAGGGAAAAUGACCCCUCACUAGGAAAUUUUUCUAUAGGAAUCUCGGAGCAACUUUCUCCUCAGUUUUUUAUAUGGAACAAAGUUACUCCUUACUACAGAACCGGGGAGUGGAAUGGACUGAAGUUCAUUGGUUUGCCUUAUAUAGAUUCAGCAGCCUAUAUAAUUCAAUUUGUUUUUCAGCAAGACUAUCAAGAGGGAACCACAUAUUUCACCUUUCUUCCAAAUACUUCAUUCCUAACUUUCGUGGAACUUCAGUCUACGGGGUCUGUUCAAGUUGUUCAGUGGACCAGUGGAGCUCCAGCUUGGGAAAUUUAUGCUACAAUGGUACAUGCACCAUGUGAUAUAUAUAACACAUGUGGACCUUCAGCAGUCUGCAGCAAGCAUAACUUCCCAACUUGCAGCUGCUUAAGAGGGUUCGUGCCACACUCUAGUGAUGAAUGGAGCAAAGGAAACUGGACAGGUGGUUGUGUGAGACAAACUGAAUUACUAUGUCAGCAAAAGGGAAAUAGCUUGUCUCCAGGGGUUGGACUGCAGGACGGAUUUUUUAAGCUUAGUGGACUGAAACUGCCUGAUCUUGCUGCUAUUUUUCGCCUUGACAGUGCAAGUGAAUGUGAAAAAUUGUGCUUAAACAAUUGUUCUUGCACUGCUUAUGCUUAUGUGGCAGGAAUUAGGUGUAUGGUGUGGUCUGGUGAUCUUUUAGAUAUGCAGGAUUACUCAUACUCCGGGGAAGAUCUUUUCCUUCGACUUGCCUACUCAGAGUUAGUUUUUUCAGGUAAGAGGAAGCGUAAAAGAGAACUAAUCAUAUGUUCUGCAGUAUUUUCUUGUCUCUUUUUGGGGUUUGCUCUAUUUUGUUUGCUCAAGCACAAGAUUUAUACAACAGGACAGAAGAGAAAAGUAGCCAGAAGCUUUAGUCUGGGUGAUUCAUGCUACAUUUCAAAAGACUACACAGUGGAAAGUUUAUGGGUUGGUAAUUUAAAGAAAGAAGAUCCAAUUGAACUUCCGCUGAUUGAAUUUGAGGUAAUUGUCACAGCAACAAACAACUUCAAAGUAGAAAACAAACUCGGGGAAGGAGGAUUUGGUCCGGUUUUCAAGGGAAAGCUAAAAGAUGGUCCAGAAAUAGCAGUGAAAAGACUUUCUAAUCGAACGGGGCAAGGCAUAGAGGAGUUCAAGAAUGAAAUCGUAUUGAUAUCAAAACUCCAGCACAGGAAUCUUGUACGACUCCUGGGAUGCUGCAUUGAAGGGGAAGAACUUCUUAUAAUAUAUGAAUACAUGCCAAAUAGAAGCUUGGAUAAAUCUCUCUUUGAUGCUUCGCAAAAAGAACUGCUAGAUUGGCCUAAACGGUUCAACAUCAUUCAAGGUGUUGCUAGAGGACUAUUAUAUUUACACCGAGAUUCCUGUUUGAACAUUAUCCACCGGGAUUUGAAGGUAAGCAAUAUCCUUUUGGAUGAGGAGAUGAAUCCAAAAAUUUCAGACUUUGGUUUAGCAAGGACAUUUCAAAAGCAGCAGCAACUAGUGCAUACUCACCGAGUAGCUGGAACAUAUGGAUACAUGUCUCCUGAAUAUGCUUUGAGGGGAGUAUUCUCCGAGAAAUCUGAUGUCUUCAGCUUCGGAGUCUUGUUAUUAGAAAUCAUAAGUGGCAAGAAGAAUUCAAGUUUCCAUUAUGUUGAAGAAAAUCUUAACCUCCUCAAUUAUGCAUGGAAAUUAUGGAGUGAACAGAGAGGAUUAGACUUUAUGGAUGGGACAUUGAUCAACUCAUUUUCUCCAGAAGAGAUAACGCGAUGCCUACACGUUGGCCUUCUCUGUGUUCAAGAGCAUCCUAGGGACCGUCCUACUAUGGCUGACAUAAUUCUCAUACUAAACAGUGAAAUGAAAUGCUCAAGUCCUAAACAACCCACAUUUAAGUUUGAAACAUACUUGGAUCUUGGAGGAUCAGCAAAAGAUAACGAAAGAUGUUCUGUUAAUGAGUUAAGUGCAUCGUUGUCUCAAGGACGAUGCUUUUUCUCUCCCAGCGGUGCAAAUUCAGACAAAUGGUAUAUCGGUAUUUGGUACAAAGAGAUUCAAGACAGGACUAUUGUCUGGGUUGCAAACAGAGCUAAACCCCUUUCAGCUUCAUCAACAUCAGUCCUAAAAAUCACAGAAAUUGGUAAUCUUCUUCUCGUCGAUGGACAAACUGGGAAUUCCGUCUGGUCUUCCGAGCAAACUCCGGCGACCAACGUAGUAGCCCAACUCCUUGACUCCGGGAACUUUGUCAUUCGACCGGAAAACGAUGACAGAGAACAGAGCUACCUGUGGCAGAGCUUUGAUUAUCCAACAAACACUUUAUUACCUGGGAUGAAACUUGGGUGGGAUUCAAAAUCGGGGAUGAACAGAAACAUAACAUCAUGGAAAUCAGCAAUCGAUCCAGCUCCCGGAGAUUACACCUUCAAGAUCAACACCAGUGGGUUCCCGGAAGUUUACUUAACAAAUAAACAACAAAUUAUCUACAGGAGCGGCGCUUGGAAUGGAAUUAGAUUCAGUGGGGUACCGGAAAUGAAGGCAAGUGAGAUUAUCUCAUUCGAAUUUCAGUUCAAAUCAGAUGAAAUUACUUACAUGUUCAAAUUACACAACAAAACUUUGUACUCAAGAUUGUCUGUGAAUCAUACUGGUUAUCUUGAAAGAUUCACUUGGAUCCCAACAAGCAACAUGUGGAAUCGAUUUUGGUAUGCUCCAAAAGAUCAAUGUGACGGAUACACAGAGUGUGGGGUAUCUGGAAUUUGUGACACAAAUAUUUCACCAAUCUGCAAAUGUAUGGUGGGAUUCAAGCCUAAAAAUCAAGUGGCCUGGGAAUUGCGAGAUGGGUCUAAUGGUUGUGUUCGUUUUCAUAAAUUGGAUUGCAAAACUGAUAGAUUUAACAUAUUGAGGAACAUGAAGUUGCCAGAUACGACGAAUUCGUUUGUGGAUACAAAUAUGAAUUUGGAUGAAUGUGAAGCUAUGUGUAUGAAGAAUUGUUCUUGCACGGCCUAUACAAAUUCGAAUAUUAGCGGAAGUGGGUCGGGUUGUGUGAUUUGGAGCACCGAACUUAUUGACAUGCGGCAGUAUGCGGCGGCGGAAGGUGGCCAAGUUCUCUACGUUAGGGUGGCUUCUUCUGAUGCAGCUACGGCAACAGAAAAUUUUUCUGAUGCGACUAAGUUGGGCCAAGGUGGAUUUGGUUGUGUUUACAAGGCAAUGCUGGUUGGUCAAGAAGUAGCAGUCAAAAGGCUCUCGAAGAAUUCCGGACAAGGAGUAGAGGAAUUUAAAAAUGAGCUAAGAUUAAUUGCCAGGCUUCAACACAGAAAUCUAGUCCGGCUUCUUGGGUGUUGUGUUGAUAUGGAAGAGAAGAUGCUGAUCUAUGAAUACCUGGAGAAUAAAAGUUUAGAUUCAAUUUUGUUCAAUAAACAGAAUAGCUCGCUGCUCAACUGGCAAAAGCGGUUCAAUAUUAUUUGUGGUAUUGCUCGGGGGCUUCUAUACCUUCACCAAGAUUCAAGAUUUAGGAUUAUCCACAGAGACCUUAAAGCAAGCAAUAUUCUGCUUGAUAAGGAUUUGACCCCCAAAAUAUCAGAUUUUGGCAUGGCAAGAAUAUUUGGCGGAGAUGAGACUGAAGGAAAUACAAAAAGAGUAGUUGGAACCUAUGGUUACAUGUCUCCCGAAUAUGCAAUGGAUGGCCUCUUCUCUGUUAAGUCCGAUGUUUUCAGCUUUGGGGUUUUGGUGUUAGAAAUAGUAACCGGGAAGAAGAACAGGGGAUUCUAUUAUCAAAAUAACCAACUCAACCUUCUUGGACAUGCGUGGAGACUAUGGAAAGAAGGGAGCGGCUCAGAGCUACUAGAUCCAUCUUUUGGAGAAUCGUUUUCUCCAUCUGAAGUAAUGAGAUGUAUACAAGUUGGACUGUUGUGUGUCCAGGAACAAGCAGAAGACAGACCAAACAUGGCCACUGUGGUUUUGAUGCUAGGUAGCGAAAGCGCGUCACUACCUCAGCCUAAAAACCCAGGAUUUUGCCUUGGAAGAAGACCCGUUGAUUCUGAUUCAUAUUCGACAAAUUAUGAAGAAACUUGCACUGUCAAUCAAGUUACAGUUACCGUGAUAGAUCCCCGGUAGUUGAUGGUAUCGCCCUCAAGAAGUGUAUAUUACUACAAGAGGUUCACAAUUUUCUCUUGUAUAAUUUCUCAGUUUUUGCUUUUUGGGUAAGUUUUGUGUAAGAUAAAGAGUAUAAUUAGGUCUUUUUUUCUCAUUACAUACAAUUGUGAGUUCAAAAAUCUGUCUUUUUUCAUCAUCAAUGUCCA
This is a messenger RNA of Solanum stenotomum, 5032 nucleotides long. RefSeq names its product G-type lectin S-receptor-like serine/threonine-protein kinase At1g61500. Gene Ontology annotation, biological process: recognition of pollen; protein phosphorylation. The transcript is spliced from 13 exons. The coding region runs from base 195 to 4847 and encodes 1550 amino acids. Gene Ontology annotation, molecular function: ATP binding; protein serine/threonine kinase activity. The record is from RefSeq and is a predicted model, not a curated record. NCBI's taxonomy places the organism in Eukaryota, Viridiplantae, Streptophyta, Magnoliopsida, Solanales, Solanaceae.